AUGAAAGAAGUAACUUCCAUUGAUCUACAGCAAAUCAAAAAUAUCCAAAACGCAAUCGACUCAAUGAGACCAUCAUCAGACUCAGUUGUGAGGACCCUAGCUGGAAUCAUAAAAGAACAAAGCAAUAUCAUAGCUGGACUAGUUCUGGCUAUCCGUCUGAUUGCUUUGAAUAAUCCUUACGAUGGAAAUAUGCGUGCAAUACAUGGCGCAGAUCUCCAGUGCUAUCGCGAAGCAAGAAUGGUUGGAUUCACAACCACCUUCCGCGAAAUGCUAACAAUGUGCAGGACUGAUUUUGUUCAUAUAGCCGAUUGGGACACACCUGUAGUGAACAUUCAUGAUGAGCUUUGCAAUGAAGUAGAGGCAAAAUUCAAAACCAUAAUUUCAACUGAACACGAACUUCUACCUUCUGUGAAGCUAUGA
This is a messenger RNA of Cylicocyclus nassatus, 420 nucleotides long. The record is from the annotation of a GenBank genome assembly. NCBI's taxonomy places the organism in Eukaryota, Metazoa, Nematoda, Chromadorea, Rhabditida, Strongylidae.